CCGCUAAACCCUCCACCCCUCUCGCCAGUCUCCAGCAGCUCCAAGCUCAAUCCAUCGCCUCCACCAGGCUCCAGUACCGCGCCCGCCUCGCCUCGCAAGAGGCUUCCUCGACCUCUCCUUCAAGCAGCGGAGACCGGAGCCUACGCGGGGCUUCGCGCCAGGAGCUGGCUAACCAUCAGCAGACCCUCGCGGCGGCGCCGGCGCCGGACGCGGAGCUGGCCGGGGAGACGGAGGAGCAGCGCGGCAAGUUCCUCGUGCUGCGCCUCUACGAGGCGCUCAACGCCCGCGACGCGCGCCGGGCGCAGGAGCUGCUCGCCCCGGACCUCGAGUGGUGGUUCCAUGGCCCGCCGGCGCACCAGCACAUGAUGCGCCUCCUCACCGGCGCAGGCACCAACGCCGAGUUCAGGUUCUCCCCCCGCUCCGUCGACGCCUUCGGCUCCACCGUCAUCGCCGAGGGGAGCGCGGACGGCGCCGGCCAGCUCCUCUACUGGGUGCACGCCUGGACCGUCGGGCCCGAUGGGGUGAUCACUCAGCUCAGGGAGUACUUCAACACCGACCUCACCGUCACCCGCCUCUCCGCCGCGGCGGCCACCAACAACGCCAGCGCGGGCUCCCCUAGCCACUCCUCCUCUUCUUCUGCCUCUUCCUCCCCCUCCUCGUCUACGUCCUCGGGCCUCUCCUCGCCGGCGCACACGCCCAAGUGGCCCAAGUGCCUGUGGCAGAGCCGCCGCAGCGACCGCGCGCGCAAGUCGCUGCCGGGCCUCGUCCUCGCCAUCUAACAACAUGAGAGCCUACGAAUGAGUAACUAGAAGUCAAAGGAGUUGCUUUGCGUGCUUGAAUUAGCAGUGUGAUUUAUUUGGUCUAGAUCAUGGAUUAUGGUGUGUACUACUGCUACUGCGGCAAUGGCUUGCUGCUGCGGCUGAAUAAAAGUAUAUCGUAUUGGAGCC
This is a messenger RNA of Triticum aestivum (bread wheat), 947 nucleotides long. RefSeq names its product senescence associated gene 20. Lineage: Eukaryota; Viridiplantae; Streptophyta; Magnoliopsida; Poales; Poaceae. The record is from RefSeq and is a predicted model, not a curated record. The coding region runs from base 363 to 779 and encodes 138 amino acids. The transcript has a single exon.